GCCAAGUUAUCAACAUGUUUUCAAGACUUUUCGUCAGAAGUGUUAAAAGUAUUAAGCCAAGUACUGGGCUCAGAAGAAUGCAUACUUACAAUAAGUUAGGCAAGCUGAAAUCUUUCUACACUCAAAGGCCAGUGCAGGGAUAUUUGCCUAGAAGGACAUUCUGGGGACAGCAGCCUCCCUCAGACUUUGAUGUGACUAAAGACUACUACAAAAUUUUGGGUGUUAGCAAAACAGCUUCGAAAGCAGAUAUCAAGAAGAAGUACUUUGAAUAUGUAAAGAAGAUGCAUCCUGAUAGAAACCCCAAUGCUGAUCAAGAGAAGUUUAAAGAGCUGACAUCAGCAUACAAUGUCCUCUCAAAUGAGAAGAAGAGAAAGGAGUAUGACGAUUACAGAAGUAUGGCAGGACAAGGAUUCCCAAACCCCGGCUCCUCAAGCUACAGUUCCAGCCAGAGUCCCUUCGGUGCAGGCUUCGACCCUUAUGGUAAAAGUUCUUACUACAAGCAGGAUUUUGAUAGGAAUGGCCAAUAUAAGAGAUAUUAUUACAAGACAACUAGUACGAACCCUGAAGAAAUUAGAAAGGAAUUUGAGAAGUUCUUUAAGAAAGCUAAUGAAGCAUUCAAUCAGAAGCAAAGACAAGGUCAAGGUCGAGGACAGACAAGAUAUAAUUUCCAUAAUGCCCAAGGAUUCGAUGAUUUCUCUAAGAAAUUUUGGGAGACUUAUGAAAAACAAAGGCAAAGCCAAAGAAAUCAAAGUAACUCACAUAAGAGCAGCUCACACCAAAGUGAUUUUCACCAAAAUAACUCAAACCAGAGUCCAUUUAAUUACCAAUUUAUGAAUUUUGGAGCUCCUUCAGCAGGAGUGUUGAUUUUCAGACUAGUGAGGAAUUUCAUGAUCAUCUACUUCUUCAUCUACCUCCUAAAAGUUGUACUGUUCGGAUCAUCAGCUGCAACUAGAGCUUCAGGGUCAGAUAUGUAUCAGUACCAGAUAGCUAGGGAUACAUAUGAUAAGAAAGGAUUUAGCCCAAAUCAGGCUCCUAACUACUAUCCUCCUCAAGGAGGUGUGCCUCAGUACCCUCCACAAGGCCAUCCCCAAUAUGUCCCAGAGCAUAUGCCAAGAGCUGAUGGGAUGAAUUACCAGAGAUCUACAGAACAAAGAUUCUACGAUCCCAGUCAAGAUCCCAGAUACAGAUAAUUUAGCGUAAUUUUGUUAAAGAUUU
Moneuplotes crassus is the source of this 1215-nucleotide messenger RNA. The record is from the annotation of a GenBank genome assembly. NCBI's taxonomy places the organism in Eukaryota, Ciliophora, Spirotrichea, Euplotida, Euplotidae.